This is a messenger RNA of Syngnathus typhle (broad-nosed pipefish), 2430 nucleotides long. RefSeq names its product BLOC-1 related complex subunit 6 (gene borcs6). Gene Ontology annotation, biological process: lysosome localization. The record is from RefSeq and is a predicted model, not a curated record. Bases 195 to 1454 code for a protein of 419 amino acids. Gene Ontology annotation, cellular component: BORC complex. NCBI's taxonomy places the organism in Eukaryota, Metazoa, Chordata, Actinopteri, Syngnathiformes, Syngnathidae. The transcript is spliced from 8 exons.
CCCAAACCGUUGCUCUUUGCAGGGAAGGAGUUUCCGAACGGACUUUUUAGAUGCUCUGUUUCAUGACAGCGUAAACAACCAUAGUGAUCGUUUACAUCAUCGAAUAAGUGCCGAAUUGGCUGAAGGGGGGGUCCUGAGUUUACAACCAAGUUCCGUUCCCACAGCAGCGACGUACGGCAAUUUCGGGUGGAGGGAUGAGUCGCUCCCCUGUGAUUGACACAGAGGUGCCAGAAAUGGCAAAUGGGGUAGCGACACCUCCUUCCUCGGAAAACACUCCUCGUGUCGCAGACUCGUUGAAUUGUGUGCGGCGUAAGGAGAACUUUCCAGAAGAGGGGUCAGAGGAUGCCUCCCACGGACACACAGAGAACCACGUGGGUGCAGAAAUCGGAGUUCAUGAGCGGCGUUGUUUGGACACAGAAAUGGGUCAUUAUUCUCCACAUUCAUCUCAUGAGAUGGACCUCUCCCCCUCUGAGGACACACGCACUGCACACACUGACGACAAUGUCGUCUGUCCUGCGGGCUUGGGCGCUAUGUGGCCUCUGCGGCAGGACCGCUCAGGGAAAGCGCUGUCCGAACAUUCGUCUUGGAGAGGACAUCCAAUCGGCACAGACAUGGACAGUGGAGAGGAGGGGAAAGAGAAACAGGAUGAGGAGGAGGAUGAGAAGAAUGACAAGAAAUGGCGCAAUGAGUCCACGGGAGAGAGAAAGGAGCUCGAGUCGUUACGUCACUACUCCUCCUCAGCACCAGGUCCCAGCACCUCCUCCCCGCCGCCACCUCCUCUUCUCCCCUCCGACGACACCCCCUGUCCCCCUCACGUCAUGGCCCAGGUGUGGGUCCGCAACGUUCGAGGGAUGCAGGACAGCAAGAGCCUGGAUGAGAUCAGCCAAGCGUGUGGAGGUGGAGCAGGGGCCCGGGGGGCAGGCAGAGGCGGCCAAUCCGAGGGUCGACGGGCAACCAUCUCCUCAGCCCUGGAGCUGGAGGGCACAGUCAGCCAUGAGGGAGACCUCACCAAUUUCAUUACCAAGAACCUGGAGCAGAAGAUCAAGAUGAGCUCAAAGCCCAGUCUGGACUGCAGUGACUCGGAUUGUUCAGGUCCCAUCUACCGUAGCCGAGGGUUGUCACGACGACCGGCAGAUAUUCCGCCCAUUGAUCCGAGCGUCCUUGUCGACCUGCAGAAGCACACUCAAGAAGUGGCACGGAGUGUGGAAGUGAUGAUGCGCAGCCUCAAUGGAACCAUCCAGAAUAUGACGGCUCUGAGCGUGGGCUACAUUCAGACAUACAGAGACUCAGUGGACAGCCUGGGGGAGUCUGUGGACAUGAGUAUUAAGGGCAUGUACACACUGAUGGCGCGUUGUGAGGAGUUGGACCGCUCCAUGCGGCCCAUCGGCAUCCUGGCAGCGCAGAUACGAGACAUCAAGCGGACCUUGGACGCGCUGGAGGCCAUCUGCAAGUAACUCCAGCCACCGUUUGUGCCCUGACACCAAACAUACCCCGGGGGUUCCACCUUCCUGCGCUCUUUCCUACUGGGGUCAUCUUUGCGGAGUACCAGGCAUGCUGGAUUAUUUGGACCUUGCUCGUUAUUUAACGAUAAUCACGUUUGUGUUUCGAACCUGAUUCUUUCCAUCGCACUGUUGCGAGACUUUCGAAAAGGAGGAAACGUAUCCGUCCAGUCAGCUUUCUUCAGGUUGCACUAACCUCUCCUUCUCACAUGGAGGGGGGGUGAUGUUUGUCACUUUUGCAAGGACAGUAAUUUUUAUUUUCUUUGGGCUGGGAAGAUUCAAACAAAGUCUAUUUUUAAAAAACUGCAAUAAAGGCACCCAUAUCCUUCACUGCAGGCCAAACGGGGGAAGGUGAGCAUCACGGAAAGCUGCUUGUAUUUAUUUUUAUUUAUUUGGUUAUUAUGUUGCAAACUUGUGUCUUGGAGAUGCCAAAGCGCCAUUUAGCAGACAUGGGCCAUGUUUCUUGAUUGCUAGUCAAAGGAUAAAUGAAAGCUAGUGAUUGAUGUUUCACUGCCCACGAUGUCACACUUUUUGUUAAACUGGUAACCUUAAGACACAUCACAGGUGGCUGCCUGGGUAAUACUUGUUUGUAUUUUGUCAGCCAAUGACAGACACAAUUACAGCUUUGGAGUUAAUGCUAUUAUAACUGUCCAGUACAGGCAAUUCUGUGAUGUUUAUUUUGUUAUUUUUAUGACUAUGAUACUAAGCCACUGCAGUGUCCACCCAAUAAACCACAAAAAAAAAUGGAUUCGUUUGCAGAUUAAUUGAUAACAAAAUGCGCCUUUUGGACCGUGCAAAUGAAAUGUAAAAAAGAAAAAGUGAAUCGCUGCUGCUUCCGUUUGGUUGCAAAGUCACCAGUUUCCUAUCAUGGAGCAUCAUAUAUUGUAUAUCACAUUUCACUCAAUAAAUUCACUUUGGUUGUUGACUCACA